Dendroctonus ponderosae (mountain pine beetle) is the source of this 874-nucleotide messenger RNA. Its product is annotated as E3 ubiquitin-protein ligase PPP1R11. The record is from RefSeq and is a predicted model, not a curated record. NCBI's taxonomy places the organism in Eukaryota, Metazoa, Arthropoda, Insecta, Coleoptera, Curculionidae. Gene Ontology annotation, molecular function: protein phosphatase 1 binding; protein serine/threonine phosphatase inhibitor activity. Bases 240 to 623 code for a protein of 127 amino acids. Gene Ontology annotation, cellular component: nucleus. The transcript has 3 exons.
AACCUGUUGCCAAUGUCAUAUGCACAGAUUACAGACAGUUACAGAGUAACCACAGAACAUACCCCCUAUAUAGGGGGGAUAUUUUGUGAGAGUAACCUCUGUGAUCUGUGGCCAUAUGAUUGUGUUUUCUAUUAUCUUAUCUGCAGUGUUACCGGCAAUGUAAUUAAGCAAACCGAAUAAACAAUAGAAAUAAUCUCCCUUAGAACAGUGCUGCUACGUAGUGCAUAUCUUUCUAAAACAUGUCUGAAUCAGUGCCAUCUCCACAACACCCUGAACCUUCCACAUCAACGGUGACCCUGGUCGAAACCAGUGAUGAACAGGAUCAUGCUGUUCCGCGAAUAACCGUCAAAUUGAAAAAGCCUAAAAAAGGCAGGAAAGUCCAGUGGAGCACAGAAACUGUAGAUAAUGAAAAUUUAGGAAAGAAAAAAUCAAAAUGUUGUUGCAUAUACAAGAAACCCAGAGAAUUCGGUGAAAGUUCUUCAGAUGAAUCCGAUGAUGAAUGCGAGCAUUGCCAAGGGCACGUGGAGAAGAAAAAGACGGAGGAACCAGCGGCAACUGAAACUGACACGCAAGAACGAGAUGUUCCCAGUUCUGGUGAGCCAGGAGCAAACACCACAGGGUAAUAAAUCACACUCGUUUCAAACACGAUAGUUGGCAUUUUGGUUUUCAAGUAUUGCGUUUGUGCAUAAGUGUAAUGUUUCGUCAUUAAAGGCAUUUAAAAUUGCAAGUCAGAAAUUGAAAAUCUUUUAAUUUUCACUGUGAUAGCGUGUAAGCCAUGUGAUGUUACUGGGUUUCGAAUUGAAGAAUGAACUGUGUUACCAGUUAUCAUUGAAAAACGUUUGAAUAAAAUGUGUUGUUGAUUGUGCUAUCAUUA